Molecule: messenger RNA, 10592 nt
Organism: Salmo salar (Atlantic salmon)
Lineage: Eukaryota; Metazoa; Chordata; Actinopteri; Salmoniformes; Salmonidae
Product: kinesin-like protein KIF13B
Biological process (GO): microtubule-based movement
Molecular function (GO): microtubule motor activity; ATP binding; microtubule binding
Source: RefSeq, a predicted model, not a curated record
AUAAGUUGUUCCCGACCUUCCCUGCCGGAAAGGGCGUGCACGAGGUUAUCCCAGUUUGAGAGCUCGCGAACCGAAUUAACGGAACACUGUGCUGACGGGGCUUUGCUCGCCGAACAGGUGGAACAUUUGGCAAAGAUAUACGAAAUUGAAACCACGUAGCGCCAUUCCGAAGAUUGGAUUUUAAAACACGGAGCAGCGUCGUUAGCCGGUAGAUUGAGCCCCCGCACUUUCUUCUCAAACCCCUCGGGACAUACAGUAACCGGAGGAUAGCUGUUUAUUGAAGAUUUGUUGAAGGAGAGAGAAUUUUCCUCCCAGCAAGCCAUUGUGCAAUGAUGGAAAAUGCCAUGUUUUAGGACGAACCCUUAUAGCUAGCUGGCUGACCAGGCAGCUAGCAGCACAUAUCAAGGAUUCUGGAUGAUUAUUCCACAAGAGUCCAUUGGGCAUCAUUAUUAUCAUCCGGAGAGCGCCUGUAAUUUAUCACCGAGACAGACGCACUGUCUGUCCGUCUGACAGUGGACACAAUGGGCGACACCAGUCUGAACGACUCGAACGUGAAGGUCGCAGUCCGUGUUCGUCCUAUGAACAGGAGAGAAAAGGACCUGAACACAAAAUGUAUUGUGGAUAUGGAAGGCAACCAGACCAUCCUUCACCCAGGUGGUGGAAACCUGGGCAAGGGAGACUCCAGGAAUCAGACCAAGACCUUUGCCUACGACUACUGUUUCUGGUCCAUGGACGAGUCGGAAAAGGACAAGUUUGCAGGUCAGGACGUGGUGUUCCAGUGCCUUGGGGAGAGUCUUUUGCACAAUGCUUUCCAGGGCUACAAUGCCUGCAUCUUCGCCUAUGGACAGACGGGUUCGGGGAAGUCGUACACAAUGAUGGGUUCGGUGGACUCUCCAGGUCUGAUCCCGCGGCUGUGCAGUUCUCUGUUUGACCGGACCCUGCUGGAGCAGAGGGAGGGGGAAGGCUUCACCAUAGAGGUCUCCUAUAUGGAGAUAUACAACGAGAAGGUCCGCGACCUCCUUGACCCCAAAGGGAGCAGACAGGCUCUGAGAGUGAGGGAACACAAGGUGUUGGGGCCGUAUGUGGACGGCCUGUCUCGUCUGGCUGUGGCCAGCUACAAGGACAUCGAGUCUCUGAUGUCAGAGGGGAAUAAGUCUCGUACGGUGGCCGCCACCAACAUGAACGAGGAGAGCAGCAGAUCUCACGCAGUCUUCAACAUCAUCCUCACACACACACUCAAAGACCUGCAGUCUGGGACGAGUGGUGAGAAGGUGAGUAAGCUGAGUCUGGUGGACCUGGCUGGCAGUGAGAGAGCUGCUAAGACUGGAGCUACCGGUGAGAGGAUGAAGGAGGGCAGCAACAUCAACAAGUCUCUGACCACUCUAGGCUUGGUCAUAUCUGCUCUGGCAGAACAGGGGUGUGGGAAGAACAAGACCAAGUUUGUCCCCUACAGAGACUCUGUACUAACGUGGCUGCUUAAGGACAGCCUGGGCGGCAACAGCCGAACGGCCAUGGUGGCCACGGUGAGCCCGGCGGCCGACAACUACGACGAGACGCUGUCCACGCUGCGCUACGCCGACCGGGCCAAGAGCAUCGUCAACCACGCCGUCGUCAACGAAGACCCCAACGCACGCAUCAUCAGGGAGCUCCGCGAGGAGGUGGAGAAACUACGGGACCAGCUGACACAGGCAGAGUCUAUGAAGGCCCCAGAGCUGAAGGAAAGGCUGGAGGAGUCUGAGAAACUCAUCCAAGAGAUGACCGUCACCUGGGAGGAGAAACUACGCAAGACGGAGGAGAUCGCACAGGAGCGUCAGAAACAGUUGGAAUCCCUGGGCAUCUCUCUCCAGUCGUCUGGCAUCAGAGUGGGAGAAGACAAGUGUUUUCUAGUCAACCUCAACGCUGACCCCGCUCUCAAUGAGCUGCUGGUCUACUACCUGAAGGAGCACACUAAGGUUGGUUCAGCAGACUCCCAGGACAUCCAGCUGUGUGGGAUGGGUAUUCAGGCUGAACACUGCAUCAUUAACAUCACAACUGACCAAUGGGUGGUCCUCACUCCCCACAGGAACUCACGAACGUGUGUGAACGGCUCUCCUUGCACCAGCCCGCAGCGGCUCCACCACGGAGACCGCAUCCUGUGGGGCAACAACCACUUCUUCAGGAUCAACUUGCCUAAGCGGCGGUCGCGGGGUGGCGGUGAGGAAGAGGAGGGUGAGGGGGGCCCGAUGAAGAACAGUAGCAGUAGUGAACAGCUGGAGGGGGACGGAGACACCAACAGUGAGGGGUCCUCCGAGGUCUCUUUCUCCUACGAGUUCGCCCAGACAGAGGUCAUGAUGAAGGCCCUGGGCAACAAUGACCCCAUGCAGGCGGUGCUCCAGUCCCUAGAGAGGCAGCACGAGGAGGAGAAACGCUCGGCGCUGGAGAGACAGAGGCUGAUGUAUGAACAGGAGCUGCAACAGCUGAGGAGACGGCUCCACCCGGACAGACAGUCUGUAGGACAGGCUGGCACGGCCCCCAGCCAAUCACAGGGCCAGGCCGACAGGCCGGGACAGCCCCACUACCGCAGCCUGGAGAGACUCAGCAUGGGAGGCAUGUCCAACUCACCUAGUGCACAGAGCAGGCUGAGGCAGUGGAGUGAGGAGAGAGAGGCAGUGUUGACCCGGAGCCUACGUAAGCUGAGGGAGCAGAUAGUGAGAGCUAACCUGCUGGUGCAGGAGGCUGGCUUCAUAGCAGAGGAGCUGGACAAACGCACCGAGUACAGAGUCACCUUGCAGAUACCUGCUGCUAACCUCAAUGCCAACCGCAAGCGUGAUGCAGUGCUGAGUGAGCCUGCGGUGCAGGUGAGGCGUAAGGGGAAAGGGAAACAGAUCUGGGCUCUGGAGAAGAUGGAGAACAGAAUGGUGGACAUGAGAGAACUUUACCAGGAGUGGAAGGACUACGACGACGACAACCCUGUGAUGCGUUCCUACUUUAAGCGUGCCGACCCGUUCUUUGACGAGCAGGAGAAUCACAGUCUGAUAGGCGUGGCCAACGUCUUCCUGUCCUGUCUGUUCUACGACGUCAAGCUGCAGUACGCAGUACCCAUCAUCAACCAGAAGGGGGAGGUGGUUGGGAGAUUACACGUUGAGGUGGUGAGAGUGGCGGGGGGGGUUGAGGACAGCAUGGCUGGAGGAGAGGACAACGAAGCCAGCCCUGAUGGAGAGGUGCAAGAGAGGAAACUGGUCUGUAUGAUCAAGAUCCUGCAGGCGACAGGUCUCCCCCAGUACCUGUCCAAUUAUGUGUUCUGCCAGUACUCGUUCUGGGACCAGGCGGAACCCGUCAUCGUGGCCCCAGAGGUGGACCCCUCCGCCUCGUCCCACAGCAGCAAGGAACCGCACUGCAUGGUGGUUUUCGACAGCUGCAAGGAGCUAGGUGUGGCAGUAACAGAAGAGUUUAUAGAGUAUCUGACAGAGGGGGCAUUGGCCAUCGAGGUGUACGGACACAGACAAGCAGACUCCGGCAGGAACCCUGCCCUCUGGGACCUCAGCAUUAUACAGGCCAAGACACGCACACUACGGGACAGGUGGAGUGAGGUAACCCGUCGUCUGGAGAUGUGGAUCCAGGUGUUGGAGAUCAACGAGAACGGAGACUUCAUGCCUGUAGAGGUCAUACCUGCCAGAGACGUACGCACCGGAGGCAUUUUCCAACUACGACAGGGCCAGUCAAGGCGUCUGCAGGUGGAGGUGAGGUCCGUGCAGGAUAGCGGCACCAUGCCCCUGAUAGCUGAGGUGCUGCUGGCCGUGUCAGUGGGCUGUGUGGAGAUCAGACAGACCCACCAGGCCAAGGCCAGCAACGAACCCAUACAGGUGGAGGGCGAUGAGAUGGACAGCUAUCAGGAGCGUGAUCUGGAGCGUCUGCGUCACCAGUGGCUGACGGCUCUCACCAAGAGACAGGAGUACCUGGACCAACACCUUCAGACCUUGGUCAGCAAGCCAGAAAAGACCGAGGAGGAUAUGGAGAGGGAGGCCCAGCUUUUGGAAUGGCGUCUGACUCUGACCGAGGAGAGGAACGCGGUAAUGGUGCCUUCAGCCGGCAGCGGCAUCCCCGGAGCUCCCGCAGAGUGGGUCCCCCUACCUGGAAUGGAGACCCAUACCCCUGUGCUUUUCCUGGACCUUAGUGCGGAUGAUUUCAGUUCCCAGGAGGCAUUGGAGGUCCCGGAGGCAGGCGGUUGGGACGCCACUCUAAGCGGAGAGGAUGAGGACGACUUCUUCGACCUGCAGAUCGUCAAACACUAUGAUGGAGAGGUAAAAGCUGAGGCGUCAUGGGACUCCACAGUGCACGAGUGUCCCCAGCUGAGCCGCGGCGGAGCGUGGCCAGAGCAGAGGGUGUAUCUGACGGUACGUUGCGUGGUGCAGCUCAGCCACCCGGCAGACAUGCAGCUGGUGCUGAGGAAACGGAUCUGCGUCAACCUGAACCCGGGCAGACAGGGCUUCGCCCAGAACCUCCUGAAGAGGAUGUCCACUCGCUCCACCAUCCCCGGCUGCGGGGUCACCUUCGAGGUGGUCUCCAACAUCCCCGGGGACGCCCAGGGUUCAGAGGACAGGGAGAUGUUGGCUCGUUUAGCUGCAAGCGCCGAGAACCCCAAGUCGGCCGACAACGAGGCGGCCAUCGAGAAAUACCUCCGCAGUGUCCUGGCUGUGGAGAACAUCCUCACUCUGGACCGACUACGACAGGAGGUGGCGGUGAAGGAGCACCUGGCAGGCAAAGGGAAAGGCAACAGACGCAGUCUCAGCUCCCCCAGUGUACACAGGCUCUCUGGCAGCAGACAGGACCUGUCCUCUACCUGCAAUCUGGAAAACAAGAGUCGCUGGGAGAGCCAGCAGGACAUCUUCAUCACCUCGCCCCAGUUCAGCCGGACUCUGCCUCGCCCCUCCCCCCCCACCACGCCCCCACAGAACCAGGACUCAGAGCAAGGUCGUUCAGGGCUUGCUGCCUCUUAUCUUUCAGUCAAAGCCCUGGUGCCGCAGAUGCCCAAGCUACUCAAGUCCCUGUUCCCUGCCCGCGAGGACAAGAAGGAGCCUCUGCGCCCCUCGCCCCACUCCCUACAGCACAUGCCUCGUAUCAUCAUGCAGACGACAGGGCCUGAAGACAGCAGGAUCCGGAUAGAACCGGUUGCUAUGGUAGUGAGGACAGCCCUGAUCCCGGCCCUGACCAAUGACAGGUGGUCGGAGUCCCCUGAAGCCACUCCUGUUCCGUCCUCCCAGCAUGACCCGCAUGACUACCCCCUCAGCCCCAUCAGCGAGGCCUCCAGUGGCUACUUCUCCACUAGCGUUUCCACGGCAACCCUGUCCGAGGUUUCUGUCGGCGGCGACCACCCCACCACCCCCCUCCGUCCGUCCUCCUCCCUCACCCUCCUAGAUGCAGGGGUGAGGCUGAAGGGGAGUAAUGCUCCUGAAACUACAUUACCCAGACCCCAUCCGCAGCAGCGAGCUGACCGGAACGGUGUUACUGCUGCAUCUCCUCAGUACGAAAACAAAAUGGCCACCACCGGUCCCGGCUCCAACGUCAACAGCGUGGUGAUGGGCAACAAGCCCUUCUCAGUGCAGAGGGUGUGCACGUCGGACCUGAAGUCGUUGCAGGAGCGUGUCCUGGGGGAGGAGGAGGGAGGAAGAGGAGGACAAGGGAGUCUGGAGAGGUUGGAGAUCAUCCUGGACGAUGAGGACGGCGGUCGCGACUUCGUGUUGCCUGAUUGGCUGAGAGAGGGGGCGUGCGUGACGGUGGGAGCCAAUAAGGGCGGGACGGUGCGCUACGUGGGCAACACGAAGUUCGCAGAGGGCGUGUGGGUCGGGGUGGAGCUCGACUCGCCCUCAGGUAAGAACGACGGCUCCGUAAGUGGGCACCACUACUUCCGCUGUAACCCUGGUUACGGCGUCCUGGUGCGUCCCAACCGAGUGCUCAGACGGGACCGUUCCACCAAAUGGAACCCGGAGAAUCGGCGCAGUGGCGAGUUCUACCAACCCGUUCUACGGGGAGAGUCCACUAACAGGAGAGGGGAGAACCGCAAGUCCUGGAGCAGUUGAACUGGAGAGAAACAGGCCUGGGUGGGAGAGACUUUUAUUCCUCACACCACUUUGUCUCCUGGCUCGGAUCAACGAGAAAACCCUCACAUUCUUUUUUAUCCUGUUUCUAAGCCUCCGUCUCACUCAGACUCCUAUCAAUUUCCUUCUAACUAUGCAAUACUACCACAUCUAAUGUAACAACGGUCCCUGUCCCCUAUCCACCAUCCACCAUCCACCCACAGCUUGGCAACACUACUUCAGUACUGUGCCCUCUCCUGGCCAAGAGAUGCUAGGCUGGGUUUCUGUAUAGCACUUUGUGACAUCUGCUGAUAUAAAAAGGGCUUUAUGAAUACAUUUGAUUGAUACAGGCUGAUCCUGUGUUGGCUUGACUGGCCAUGCCUCUGUCUCACUACAGGGAACACCCAUAGGGAUCUGUCUGGAUUCAUUUCAAUAGGAAAGAUUUUUACUCAACCUGCUCCUGGUGCGCUGUCUCCCUAUCUGGAUGCAGCACUGGUGGCGCCCCCUGUGGCAUGGAUUGGGCACAGCACCUGAAGUGUGACUAUACAGAGUGCUGCUGUCUGUAUGAAGUGACGCACCGGGCAACCAAUGGAGAAUGUUUCUUCUCGGGCCAAGGUUCAGGAUCCAUAGUGAUGACAUUACUUUUUCUGAUGUCAUCAAACUGGUCACCUCGAGAAUCCUUCUGAACGAAUGAGGCUCUAUUCUACCAGACUUGGACUGGAACCCCCGACCCCUCUUUUUCAAUGGAACUGUCCAUUUUACACACACCCCUCUUUUUCAAUGGAACUGUCCCUUUUUACUAAAUUACUAAAAAGUGACUAUAUCCGUUGCCCACAUGUGGAGUCAUUUAUCUGAAAUGAUUGAUUCUUCCAGAAUGUGCCUUCAUGAUGAGUUUAUUUUUCGUUGUAAUAUAUUUCUUAGUGGUUUUAUUAGAUUUUCACCCUCUGAGCUUUGAUGAGAAUGCCUUGUGUAAGUGUAAGGUGAUCUCAGGGACUGCAGAGUGGACAUGAACGUCUAUGUGGGUGCGCCUGUGUGUGUUAGAAGUUUGGCCCUUAAAGGCCGAAUUUACCCAUGGCAAUGUUGUACAGUGGACAAAUAAUUGUGUGUGUGUGUGCAUGUUUUCGGCUAAUCUGAAAGGUGAAGCAGCGUCGUUAUGAUGGCGUGGUUUCUGCAACAGUCAUUGGCAUUGGUUUUAAAUUGUACGUGGAGAAGUAGGUUGAAAGAUGAUUCCAUUAUGAGGAGAAGCCCAGUGUGCAAAAUUGGUUAAAAAUACACAUUCUCAACAACUAAAUAGAUGUUUUUCAAUGUCUUGCUCAUAGGGAGGAGAUUUUGCACAGUAGAGGUUUAUCCCUAGUUUGGUGGUGACUCUAGUGAUCUGUGUUAGCAAAAUGGGUGCCUAAGGUUUUAGAACUGUUAGAGGAAGUAGCAGUGGCAUAUAUGUAUGGUGUGUGUGCUGGACUGGACCGCUGGUGUUGUGUAACGUCGUAUCAAUGUGUUAACGUCAUGUGACGUGUGGCGCGGAAGUUGGAUGGAAGCUGGUCUUUUGAUUUGUGUUUGGACAAAAAUCAAUCUUCUACGCAUGCGUUCACCCGUUAUUUUUAGACACAGAUCUGUAAUGGGGUCCGAAAUGUAGAUGUACAUGACUUUGGGAGAUGUCUUUUUUUUAUAUAUAUAUAGUUUCAAAGUUUUAGGAGCAAAUUUGUUUGAAUGCAAAUUCCAGGUUGAGAGUUGAAGGAUGUGUAAUGAGGGACACUAUGGAAUUUUAAUUUAUGUUUAAUUGAUCCCUAGUAAAUCAUUUUUAUUAGACAGAAGUUUCAUUCAAAUAAGCUGUGUGCUCUCACCUAGUGAGCUGAGUCACAAACUCUGACAGGACUCAAUGUGCGUUAAAGGGAUACUUCACCCAAAUUCCAACAUGACACAUUGGUUUCCUCACCCUGUAAGCAGUCUAUGGACAAGGUAUGACAGCAAUCCAUGCUUUGGUUUAGUUUCCCUGGCACCGUUUCCACAUGUUAGCAUUUGCGGCACAAAUCCCAUUCAAGUCAUGGGACCGAUAUUAGCAUUCUUCGCACAUGCCUGAAUCAUCAGUAUCUACGAUUGAUUGUGAAACUCAAUAAAGUCACUUAUAAAAUGUUUUGUACAUGAUGCGCAACAAACGCUCAUAUCGAUCCCAGGACUUGAAUGGAAUGUGUGCCACAAAUGCUAACAUGUGGAAACGGUGCCAGGGAAACUAAACCAAAGCAUGGAUUGCUGUCAUACCUUGUUUCCUCACCCUGUAAGUAGUCUAUGAACAAUGUCAUUUUGUAAUGACUAUACCUUUAACACUAGUCCAUUCAGCAAGCAUGGCGUGUAGUCACAACAUAAAUGAAGGAUCUGUAAGAUAUACCCCUUCGCCCCAACGCUAUGCCAUUUCUUUAAGAAAGGUCUACAUUUGCUAUGAUAUAUAGAUAUAUAUUGUAAUGGUUGACAUAUGCCUUUAUCAUGUGAAAAAGACUAAGCCUUUUAAAUUAUACUGAAAAACGUUGUUGAUUGCACAAGUAAUUCUAUGAGGAAUGAUGCUGCUAUAGCAACUGUAAAUUGAUCUGACCAUUGGUAUUAUAGUCCUUAUCGGGAGUUCAUCUUGAUUAUAGUCUUGAUCUUUAGCCUUAAACAUCCACUUGAGAUGGGACAGAGUAAAGAGGAGUUGUCAGUGGGCCGAUGACUGGCCAGUUGGGAGAUAUAGUCUAGUAGAUGGGAUGAGCAAGUGUUUUAUUUGUCAUGGUUGCCUUAAGUACUUUACCUGAUUCGCUCAGACCCAUUACGUUGCUGUUAGCGGAGCUAGGGUGUUUUUUUAAGUUGUUUGUCAUGGUUGAGUUGGUGUCGAGCCUUUAACCGAGUGAUCAUUGUGCUAAUAUAAGGGAUGGAAUUGAGUUUGAGGGUAUGUGCGUGUGUCUUACAGUAGAUGUGUGUUUAUAUGAAGAUUGUGAGAGCAGGAAGGUUGCGUUUAGACAGGCAGCCCAAUUCUAAUCUUUUUUUCCCCAAUCAGAUCAGCUCUGAAAAACAAAAAGGAUCAGAAUUGGGCUGCCUGUGUAAACGCAGCCAUAGUGUAUCGGAUGGAUUUGGCCUCGGUUUUGUCGUGUCCACGCUUCUUUGCACAGAGACCGAAAAGUGGUUAAGAUCACUUCAGGCUUAUCUAGUUCUUUAUUUCCGUGCCUCGCUCUUUCUUUCUCUCAUACUCUUUCUCAUCAGGAAGUCAGAGACACACAUUUCAUUAUUCAGAAGCUUUUACCGGUUUGUAUUUCCAACUGUUAGCUCUUUAACGAGAUGUGGAGUUUCCUAGUUCAGACUAGCAUGUGGCAUAAGUACUUCAUUUCAUCAUCAUGGACUUGAUCAUAUGACCAUUUAUGCUUGUGACUGUACGCGCUCAGAACCACGUUUUCUAUUGAGUUUGACCUUUAGACUAUACUUGAUUAAGGAUAUAGCCAUACAGUUACCGUAUCAUUCCACAGAAGGCAUGCUCUGUUUUAAAGAAUAAGCAAGGCCCAAGGGGGGGGUUCAAGAGUAUAUUUGUUUAUCUUCUUUUCCAAUAUAUACAUAUACUAUAUAUCACAACACAGGCUCAGAGCAUUAUGACACCUGCCUUUACGUGGCCUUCAGUCUACAAGUUAUCUUCACGUCUGUCUGUCCCUCUCUGGGUUUAAUAACUAAAAACCUCCAUCUUCGGCUUUCUCCAGACUAUCAAGUCUGGCAAAGGCGAGACUCCAUAACUAGAAACCCUCAAACUCCAGCCAUGGAGAAACCUGUGUACUAUUAGACUGUUCCUUCACACUACACGUGGCUUGUCCAUAGCCAGCAGGGGACCACAUCAGACAAACUGCCACUGUACAAAGUCGGGCGCUGGCUUAUGUGCCAAUGGAAGCUCAUGUCAGUAGAGGAUUCUAAAUGGGGAACUUGUCUGUUUUUCCUCAACACAGACAUCAACUAGAGUAGAGCCUCUUUACCCCCAACUCUCACCGGCCACGUUCCAUUUCUGUGCUGAGCUCCCAUCUCUCAGGUGUUCAACACUAAAGCGGUAGGAGGAAGGGGCAGAAAUGGAAUUGGGCCGGAUCUUCAGACUGUUUGUGCAACUCUUCUUCUACAACGGUUGCUUCUGAAAUGGCACCCUAUGGUAUUAUAUUCCUGUAGUGCAUAGAGAAUAGGGUGCCAUUUUAGACACAAUGACUGACCUGAGACCAGCUCUGGUUUGUGCCUCGUCCUGGAGUCUUGAGUUAUCAAUGAUUUGCGUAUCUGAUUCUGUUCUGCCUGUUGUCGUGAAGUGUAUUAUUUCACUAUAUCUGUGGGAGCGAAUGUGUGUAGGCAUGACUAUGUAUGUAUGUAUGUAUGUAUAUGUAUAUAUAAAGACUUAAAAAUCUGAGCACAAGUUUGGAUUUUGAUUAAUUUAAUUCUCUGCUGAAAUCCAAAGAAUAAUCAUGUAUUAUAAUGCAUUUAUCAUUUUCUUUUUUAUUGCCUGGACAAUUAUCUCCCUGUAAAGGAAAGAAUAAAAAAAUGAAUUGAUUUACAUCA